Molecule: messenger RNA, 1240 nt
Organism: Ceratina calcarata
Lineage: Eukaryota; Metazoa; Arthropoda; Insecta; Hymenoptera; Apidae
Product: odorant receptor 13a-like
Exons: 9
Coding region: 19-1197 (392 amino acids)
Biological process (GO): sensory perception of smell; detection of chemical stimulus involved in sensory perception of smell
Cellular component (GO): plasma membrane
Molecular function (GO): odorant binding; olfactory receptor activity
Source: RefSeq, a predicted model, not a curated record
UUCAAUCGCGCUUCAGUCAUGGAUAUGAAAAAUGUGGAGAAACGAUUUUUGAGGAUCAAUAAAACGCUUGGGUUAAUAACCGGCGUCUGGCCAUAUCAAAACCCGAAGAUCAAGAUAAUCGUGCAAAUCUUUACCCUUGGUAUAAUGUUCACAGGGACCUUCACGCAAACCGCGCACAUUGUGAUGUUUCCUAGCGUGGACUCAAUCGUUGACGGCAUAGCUUACUAUAUAGCGGUGAGCGGAACCUUUGUGAAAGUUGGUAAUUAUGUGGUGAACGAAUCGAAGUUGAAACCGAUGCUGACUCAAAUAUUCAACGAUUGGGCAGCGAUAAACACGAAAGACGAAUAUGACAUUAUGGUUUCAUACUCGCGAAAAGGAUCGCUCGUCGCUUUGGGCUAUUUUUUGCAUCUUUUCUGUGCCGUGGUGUCUUUUAUCUUUUUCUGCAUGAUACCGCCUGUUCUGGACAUCAUCGUACCUCUGAAUGAAUCGCGGAAGCGAUUGUUCAUAUAUCCGGCCUACUACUGGGUGAACAGCGAAGAGUAUUACAUGCUGAUAAUCGGGCACAUGACUAUUAUCUGCGGCCUCCUAGUCUGCAUAUUCUGCGCCUGUGAUACGAACUACGUGUACGCCGUGCAACACGCUUGCGGUUUGCUGGCUAUUGCAAGACACCGAUUUGGAAACGUGUGCAAAAAUUUACCCUCUCCCGACGAGGGAGAUGACAUAGAAAUGUCAGAGGAAGUGCAAUAUAAAAACGUGUGCCAUUCAAUUAAAGCUCAUCAGCACGCUAUAAAAUAUCUGCAGAUAAUCGAAAACAGUCACCAUACUUAUUUGUUCAUUUCAAUGGGGAUGCUUAUAACAGCGGUCAGCGUGUCGUUGUUGAAGGUGGCAGGGCGUCAUGACAACACGCAAUGGAUGAUGUAUUUUAUGUUUUUACUCGCCCAACUGUUUCACGUAUUCGUUUUAACCGUCCAAGGCCAGUUCGUGAUAAACGCGUUAGACGAUAUUUCCAUAGCGAUAUACGAAUCACCGUGGUAUAAGCUUACACCGAGAACGCGAUUAUUAUACGUGUUAUCGUUAAGAUGUUGUCUGAAACCUCCUCUGUUAACAGCCGGUGGCCUGAUAACGCUAAGUUUACGAUCUUUCGCGGAGAUCAUCAAAGCAUCCGUUUCUUAUUAUACAGUUAUGCAGUCGACGUAAAUGUUAAUGUACGAUUAAAAAGAACAAAAUACAAUAAACUAUG